AACUGCGGAGAUUCUUGGACUUUGAUAGAAGUCAAAAACACCACAAACAAACUAAUAUCGAUUGUGUUUAAAGUUGUUUUUGUUUUGUUUUGUCAUAUUAAAUAACGUUAUCGUGUGUCCGUUUUGAAACAGAGGCGAUGAUUAGUUAAGUGCGUCGUUUUAGUAGUUGCUGAAAAAGGGGGGUGUCUGGUGGGCGCUCUGGCAACCCCAGUGCGAGGAUUGAGCUGCAUCACGCAGGUCUGGUCACACACACUCCGGCGUGUUGUAUCUACGCUUGAAUCAGGGAUUGUGACCAAUCAUGGCAGAUGAGGGAUACGUAGUACGCAUCAGGGGUCUCCCUUGGUCCUGCUCAGUUGAUGAAGUACAGAGGUUUUUCUCAGAUUGCAAAAUCGUCAACAAUGGAGGUGGUAUCCACUUCACCUACACAAGAGAGGGGCGUCCCAGCGGAGAGGCGUUCGUCGAGUUGGAGACAGAGGAAGACCUGAAGAUCGCAGUGAAGAAGGACAGGGAAACAAUGGGCCACAGAUAUGUAGAGGUUUUUAAAUCCAACAAUGUGGAGAUGGACUGGGUCAUGAAGCACACCGGUCCAAACUGUCCAGAAACCGCAGGGGAUGGGCUCGUCCGGCUUCGAGGCCUUCCUUUUGGCUGCAGCAAGGAGGAGAUAGUGCAGUUUUUCUCAGGGUUGGAAAUCGUGCCAAAUGGGAUAACAUUGCCGGUGGACAUCCAGGGGAGGAGUACGGGGGAGGCCUUCGUGCAGUUUGCUUCACAGGAUAUAGCUGAAAAGGCUCUAAAGAAACACAAGGAAAGAAUAGGGCACAGGUACAUUGAGAUCUUCAAGAGUAGCCGCGCUGAGGUGCGGACGCACUACGAACCACAGCGGAAGCCCAUGGGCAUGCAGAGACCUGGGCCCUACGACCGGCCCUCUGGUGGUCGCGGCUACAACAUGAUGGGCCGAGGGGGAUCCUAUGACAGGAUGCGUCGCGGAGGCUACGGAGGAGGUGUAUCGGAUGGUCGGUAUGGGGAUGGCGGCUCUUCCUUCCAGAGCACAACAGGCCACUGUGUCCACAUGAGGGGCCUGCCGUACAGAGCCACAGAGACCGACAUCUACAACUUCUUCUCACCGUUGAAUCCAGUGCGGGUCCAUAUCGAAAUCGGUCCAGAUGGCAGGGUAACCGGGGAGGCAGAUGUAGAGUUUGCAACACACGAGGAUGCCGUGGCAGCCAUGUCUAAAGACAAAGCUAACAUGCAGCACCGCUAUGUGGAGCUGUUCUUGAACUCAACAGCGGGUGGCAGUAACGGCGCCUACGGCAGCCAGAUGAUGGGUGGCAUGGGGAACCAGUCGUCUUACAGUGGCGGGCAGCUGAGCUCGGGGUACUCCGGCGGAUACAGCAGCCAGGGAAAUAUGGGCGGCUACAGUGACUAUAGUAACCAGGGCGGAAUGGGAAGCAGUUACUAUGGCGGCGGUGGAGGAGGAGGAAGCAGAGGCUCUAUGAAUGGACUGGGAGGGGGAUGGGGAAUGUAAAUUUCUUUUUUUCCCUUAUUUGAUGUUUUUUUUUAAACCCAGCAUUUUGCUGCAAGGACUGGAAACGCAAGUCUCACCUAGUCAACAUAGGGGUAGGGUCAGGUGAGGUUGUUUUGAAAAUACUGAGGGGGUAGGGUUUGUACUUCUUUUUGUUUUUUUAAGUGGAUGAUCUUCAGAGAGAAGUGAGAUCAUCUAGUGUCAGAGAAGCACUGUUUGUCUUCCCCAUUCCUCACAGAUUUCACACAUUACAGAAACCGUGCUUUAAAUUUUCAUUACCAGUGUCGUUUUUGUGUUCCUCGUUCUCCGAGCACUUGGCUGUUCCUCAAAUUGAACUCAUCCCGUGCUGGUGGCUUUAAUAAUUUCAGUGUCUUGAGUGCAUGAACAAAAAGGAAAAAUAAUCAGAAAAUGAUUAUCUUCUGAUGUUUAGACUUUGUUUCUUCUACAUAGUGUUAAGCCUUUUUUUAAAUUUUAUUUCCAGUUAAAAUGUUAAUCUGAAUUUGAGACUUCACGCGGUCAGAGCAUGUUUUGUUUUUUUUAAAGGUGUGACUGUUGAUGAUAGGGUGGUUUCUCUGGAUGAGUGCUAUAUCAACAGCAAAUUAAUUUCAUAUCUGCUGACAUGAAGGUUUCUACUGCUUCAAAUGCUAUUUGUAUUUCCUGUGCACAAAGUGAAUAAACUAGUCUGGAAUAUCUAAUUGAAA
This is a messenger RNA of Larimichthys crocea (large yellow croaker), 2220 nucleotides long. Its product is annotated as heterogeneous nuclear ribonucleoprotein H1. NCBI's taxonomy places the organism in Eukaryota, Metazoa, Chordata, Actinopteri, Sciaenidae. The coding region runs from base 299 to 1522 and encodes 407 amino acids. Gene Ontology annotation, molecular function: RNA binding. The transcript is spliced from 11 exons. The record is from RefSeq and is a predicted model, not a curated record.